Megalobrama amblycephala (Wuchang bream) is the source of this 5016-nucleotide messenger RNA. RefSeq names its product GRIP and coiled-coil domain-containing protein 2. The record is from RefSeq and is a predicted model, not a curated record. Gene Ontology annotation, cellular component: Golgi apparatus. Lineage: Eukaryota; Metazoa; Chordata; Actinopteri; Cypriniformes; Xenocyprididae. The transcript has 23 exons. Gene Ontology annotation, biological process: late endosome to Golgi transport. Bases 155 to 4666 code for a protein of 1503 amino acids.
GGCUGAUGUCUCCCUCGCGCUUCGCGGAAGUAACGAAGGCGGAAGUAACAGCGUAGUGAUGUUAGAUGUGUUUACACGCACAGGAUUUGAGAAUAAGAGAUAUUUUCCCAACUAUUCCCGUGUGAGCAGCUGUGUGUCGUGAUUCUGCGCAGGAAUGGAGCAGGACGCGAGCCCCGAGUCUGUGACGUCACAGCAGGACGCGAACCCCGAGUCUGUGACGUCACAGCAUGACGCGAACCCCGAGUCUGUGACGUCACCGGCAGGACAGGCAGGCAAAUCCAAGUUGGACACACUGUCUAAAGAGGAUCUGAUAAAGUUUGCAAAGAAACAGAUAUUGGCAAUGCAGAAGAUGAAGUCGAGAUGCACAGAUUUAGAACAGGAGGUUGCGGCGUUGAAGCAUCCUGCUCCCGACACAUCAGACUCCUCAGUUAUCCAGGAGCUGACAGAGCGGAUGAACGCUGUGCUGCAGGAGAAGGCUGAGAGUCAACAGAGCCUCGCGUUACUGCGCAAAGAGCACGAGGAGUUCAAGAGACAAGCACAGGACACAGAGAGAAGAUUAACAGCUCUUCAGGAGGAGCUAGACUUAAAAAAUAGAGAGUGUACAGAGCUGCAGAAAAAUACAGCUGAGCUCACUGCUCGCUUCAACACAGCCUGUUCUGAGUACGAGUCCAAGAUAUCUCAAACUCAAGAAGAGCUUGAUGAAGCCAAGCACCAGUGGACGGCUGCGACCGAAGCGCUCAAGGAGUCUCACCAGAUGAGCCUCACCGAAUCCCAGCAGGAGAGCGAGAAUCUGCAGAGGGAGAUCGAAAGAAUAAACAAGCAGUAUGAAGACGACGUCCGAUACCUGGAGGAGCAGCUGGAGCUGAACGCAGCGGACUUCGAGAGGGAGCGAGAGCGGCUGCUUCUGCUUCAGGACGAGCUUUCGGAGCAGCUGGCGCUGAAGGAGGGCUUCCUGCAGGACGUCCAGGAGGAAGAGGAGGACGCCAAUAGAGCAGGGCCUCCGAAACUCUCAGCGGACUUCCCGGCCUCGGACGACUCCGGCGACGAGGGCGGCGUGCUGAAAUUGGCACUGGAGGAUUUGCAGUCUCAAAACAUGAUGUUUCAAGAAGAGCUGGUGUUUCUUAGAAAUGUGAAGGUGGAGCUGGAGUCGGAGCUGAAGCAGGUCCGAGAGGAGUUCGCUGUGGAGAAGGAAGAACUAGAGUUCAGAAUUAAUGAGCUUCAAAUGAACAAAGACGGUGGUGAGAAGUCUGCGGACAGAAGCGGAGAGACGUGCAGAAUCCAAACCUCACAGGAGGCCCCGAAGGAACUGGAAACUAGCUUUAGCUCCAGAGCUGAACGAGAGCAGACAGAAGAAGCUGUCGACAAGCUGCAAGACAGACACUCGCCUCUUCCUGAAGAUGAGAGCAAGAUCACACGUGAGCAAGUGGAUCUGCGAGACAGAACAGAGCACUUUAUAACGCAAUACAAAGCCAUGAAGGAGCAAACCGUGGCCUCGGUUCAGGGUCUGCAGGAGAAACUCGAGAGCAUCUUCCAGGAGUUAGAGCACAUCAGAAAUACUGAGGACAUGUCGGACCAAGAGGUCAAGAUGCCUUUUGAGGACCUGAGGAACAAAACAGAAGAACUCCUAGGGAAUCUACAACACAAGGAGGCUCUUGUGUUAGAGUUCGAGGAGUCGCUGAGGUUCGUGGAGCGUGAGCACAAGGCAGAGAAUCAGCUGCUGUCGGAGACCAUGGAAAAGGACGAGCGAAUAAAGACCCUCGAGGAGGAGAUCUCUGCUCUUCAGUCCACACAGGAGGAGUGUCAAGACUCCAUCAAACUCCUGCAGUCUCAGAUUGUGUGCCUGUCAGAAGAGAGAAACGCCCUUCGGCGAGACAUGGACGCUAGUCAGGAGCAUCUGUCUGAAGUUCAGGGCCACAUCGCUGAAAUCCUCAGGCAGAGUUUCUCCGAGACCGAGGUUGAUGGCACGGCUGAUCUCUCAACCCUCAUAAACCGUCUCUUGACUAAAUCUCAGGAGGAGAAGGCACUCCUGACCCAGCAGUGUGCUGAAAGCGUCGAGCGGUGGACGGCUGAUCUGGAGAGCGCGAGGCAGUCGACGGAGGAGCUGCAGGAGCGCAUCGACGAGCUCCUCCGCGAGAAGCACCUGCUGAAGGCCAGUCUGGAUGAUGUGGUGUUGGACACAGAGGGACUGCAGAAGGACCUGAGUGAAAUUCAAGCCAUGAAUGAGAAGCUGAGGGCAGAAAACCAAAGCCUGCUUUCUCAAGUGGCUGACUUGAGCAGGAGUUCAGAGGAAAAAGAGCUGGCGGAUGAAACGGACGCACAAGUUCACGAGGCCAACAGGCUCCAACAGGUUCUUGCUGACAAAGACUCUCUAAUAUCUCAGCUCCAAGAAGAAGUUGGCCACCUACAGAUGUGCAAAGAGUCAUCGGUGUCUGAUGAAAAUGACAAAAUGAAAGAAUUAUCUCAUGAAAUAGAAAUGCUGAAGAAAGAGAGCAAAGACAAGGAUGAACGCAUGAACAAAAUCAAAGCUGUUGCUGUGAAGGCUAAGAAGGAGCUGGACAGCAGCAAGAAAGAGGCCGUCGCUCUGAGAGAGGAAGUGGAGCAGCUGAAGGCUGAACGAGACCGGCUCUCCAGAUCCAUGAAGGACAUCAUCCACGGAGCAGAGGACUACAAGAAUUUGAUGGUGGAUUAUGACAAGCAGACGGAGCUGCUGGAUCAGGAGAGAGAGAAGCUGGAGCAGGCCAACAAACACAAUGAAGAUUUAACCAGACGUCUCCAAAAUGCAGUUCAGCAGCAUGAGCUGCUGUCCUCCGAACGAGAGGAUCUUACGGCCCGUAUCGAGACGCUGCAGAGUAACGUCACGCAGCUGGAGUCACAGAUACUGGAGAUGCAGAAGCUGAAAUGUGGGCUGGAGCGAGACCUGGAGGCAGAAAGGCUCUUAAGAGAGCAGAAGACUAAGGAUCAUCAGUCUGCAGUCAAGGAGGUGGAGGAGCUUCAAGCUCAGCUCAGCAGACACAAACAUCAGCUCCAGGAAACGGCUCAGGAGCUCGAGCAGCUGAGAAAGGGCGCUCAGCAGAGCUCACUGAUGGACAUGGAGAUGGCCGACUACGAGAAGCUGGUGAAAGAACUCAAUCACAAGCUCUCUGAGAGAGACAGACAGAUGCAGGAGCACGAAACGCACAUACAGACACAGAAAGAGCGAGAGCAGCGUCUGAACGAGGAGAUUGAGUCUCUGAAGAUAUCGCUGGAUCAGACGGAGGAGAAAGCCUCCAGGAUGAAACAACUGCUGGUCAAAACAAAAAAAGAUCUGGGAGACGCAAAACAAAAAGAAGCGGCUCAGAUGAUCAGUCAGGCGUCUCUGAAAGGAGAGCUGGAGGCCCAUCAGCAGCAGCUGGAGGAAUAUAAGAUCCAGUGCAGUGAGCUGACGGCGGAGCGGCACCGGCUGCAGGAGCAGCUGAGGCUGAUGGGAGAACAGCACCAGCGCACGUCCAGCUCACAGCAGCUCAGUCUGAAGGCGCUGCAGGACGAGUGCUCGGCCGCCAAGGCUGAUCUUGCGGCGACGGUGUCUGAGUUUGAGAGUUAUAAGGUUCGAGUCCACAAUGUCCUGAAGCAGCAGAAACACAAGAGCUCCGCCCGCAGCGAUGGAGACGCCUUCAAACAGGAGAGAGAGCAGAUGGAGUGUGUGCUGGAGCAGCUGCGCAGCCGCCUGCAGGAGACGCAGCAGAGCCUUCAGUCCAGCACAGCAGAGCUGCAGCAGCUGCAGACGGAGCACGACACGCUGCUGGAGCGACACAACAAGAUCCUGCAGGAGAGCGUCAGCAAAGAGGCCGAGCUCAGAGAGAGGCUGCUGUCGCUGCAGUCGGAGAACGUGUCUCUGAAGUCUGAACACGGCCAGUGCGCGGCUCACCUGAGCGAUCAGACGGAGGCUCUGCGCGGCAGCUUCCGUGAGCAGAUGCGCCACCUACAGGACGAGCACUGCAGGACGGUGGAAACGCUGCAGCAGCAGGUCAGCCGGCUGGAGACGCAGAUGUUCCAGCUGCAGAAGGAGCCCGUCAGCGCCGGUGCGGCGCUGCUGCAUCAGGGCAGGAAGAGUCAGGCGGACAGGAAGCCAGCGGACGCUCCUCCGGUGGACCUGCAGGGCGCUCGAGAGGAGGGCGAGGGCAUGGAGACCACUGAGACGGAGUCGCUGUCCUCCACCGGGACCCCACUGCCCUCUCUGGAACAGCUGCUGACCUCUGCUGACCUCAAACACGAGCCUGCUGUCUGGCAGAUGGAGCCCAGUAAAGAGGAGCUGGCUGUGAAGCUGAGCAGUGCCGCCCGCAGCGUGGAGCACCUGAGCGGCCUUCUGCACGAGACCGAGGCCACCAACGCCGUCCUGACCGAGCAGAUCACUCUCCUGAAGAGUGAGGUGCGUCGACUGGAGCGCAAUCACGAGCGCGAGAAAUCUGUGGCCAACCUGGAGUACCUGAAGAACGUGCUGCUGCAGUUCAUCUUCCUGCACUCCGGCAGCGAACGUCAGGCGCUGCUGCCCGUCAUCCACACCAUGCUGCAGCUGAGCCCGGAGGAGAAGAGCCGGCUUGCCGCCAUCGCUCAAGGUGAGGAACAGUCGGCUGCGUCGCGAGGAUCGGGCUGGACGUCGUAUCUUCACAGCUGGUCAGGGAUCAGAUGAAGGGUCACGUGACCGCACACAUCCUGGAGCCGGAGCCGUCCGUGCAGCUGAAGGACAUCUGGACACUGUCAGUCCGUCACACGUCACAACACCACCAUCGCUAUAUUUAUGCGCCUUAUUUUUCUACUGUAUGACUGUCAGUCGUGAUGGGGUUUGUUUGGGUUAUUGGCUGAAGGUUAUUGGUUGGUCAUAUUUAUUGUAUUUUAACAUAAAUGAUACAUUAUCAUUUUUCCACAAACUGUAAAUCUCGUAUCAUAAGAGAUUUGAAGUACUGUGAGGUUCAUUGAAUGAAGGUGUGUAAAUCUAUCAGAGAAUAUAUAGUCAAAGAAUUAAACUACUUUAAGAGCUUA